Sinocyclocheilus rhinocerous is the source of this 2263-nucleotide messenger RNA. RefSeq names its product transmembrane protein 87A-like. Gene Ontology annotation, cellular component: Golgi apparatus; Golgi cisterna membrane. The transcript has 19 exons. The record is from RefSeq and is a predicted model, not a curated record. Gene Ontology annotation, biological process: retrograde transport, endosome to Golgi. Lineage: Eukaryota; Metazoa; Chordata; Actinopteri; Cypriniformes; Cyprinidae. Bases 11 to 1537 code for a protein of 508 amino acids.
GACAGUAAACAUGGCGGAUAGUAGCCGCCGGUGGUUUCGGAUCAGCAGCCGUUUGCUUUGUUUUAUCCCAUUUCUCCUCACAACUUCGUCAUUAAAUGGAGUUAACGCCGCUCCAGAGAUGGGCCUGUGGACUAUUACAGUGCUUAAUACAUCAAGACCUUUAUUGUUAAGAAAAGCCAUGUAUAAGGAGACUGACAUUCAACUAAGAGUGGCAUCAUUCGGUUGUCCAGAGGAGGUGAUGUUCUCCAUUCAGUGGUUUCUGAAAUAUUACCCCUGUCACAAUGAGUACAACAAUAUUGAAGAGAUGUAUGAGAAGACGCCACUGAGUCGAGGUGAGAGUCUGGACCCGAACCCUCUCGGACCCGGACAGUAUAUCCAACACAAAUACAGGGAAUUAUCCUGCCGCAGUGACAUGCACAUCUUCCCCAUGCUCAAUAAAUCAAAAGCAGAACCGAAAACAGUGAGACCGGCUCAAGUGGAAAGCGAGUUACAGGAUGGCAGUUUCACAAGUUCUUCUGUUGCUGAGGCUGGUUCAUAUAGAGCAAAGGAUCAUGUGAUUGCUACGACCUGGAGGGACGGGCCCUACCUGCUGGUAGUUCACAUCAAUUCAAGCAAACAGGAUGUCAACUGGAAUUUAACCUUCAGUGUUGUGAUGAAGGGAACCCAUGGCUAUCUCUCUGUCACCGAAUGGCCUCUCAUGAUCUUGAAUCUCUUUGCCUUCUUUCCAGCUCAGGGUCUGCUGAUCUUUGCCGAGCUCAUCUCUGCUCUGAAGAGGACUCUGGCCCGUUUGCUUGUCAUCAUCGUCAGUCUGGGCUACGGCAUUGUCAAGCCGCGUUUAGGCACCGUCAUGCACAGAGUGGUGGGUCUGGGUGUGCUUUAUUUCGCAUUUGCUGCAAUUGAGGGCGUUCUGAGGAUCACUGGGGCUAAAGACUCUGACCUGGCCCUGCUAGCCAACAUUCCCCUGGCUCUGCUUGACUCCUCUCUGUGUUGGUGGAUAUUUGUCAGUCUGGCACAAACCAUUAAGACUCUAAAACUCAGAAGAAACCCAGUGAAGUUGUCUUUGUACAGACACUUCACCAACACACUCAUCUUUGCUGUUCUCGCCUCUAUCAUUUUCAUGGUUUGGACAACGAAGAAGUUCCGGUUAGCAGACUGUCAGGCAGACUGGAUGGAGCUGUGGGUGGAUGAUGCUUUCUGGAGGUUCCUCUUCUCCAUCAUUCUGCUGGUCAUCAUGUUUCUGUGGAGGCCGUCUGUCAAUAACCAAAGGUAUGCGUACACACCGCUCAUCGAUGACUCAGAUGAUGAGGAGAUUGAAGAGUUCCUGGUGUCUGCAAACAUCGCUGAUGGGAUAAAGUUGAGGGCAGCUAAGACAGAAACCAAUGGAAUGGUGAAGCCUGCAGCAACUAAUCCGGAUGAAGAUUUGAAGUGGGUGGAGGAGAAUAUUCCCACCUCUCUGUCUGAUGUAGCUCUUCCUGUUCUUCUCGACUCAGAUGAGGAGAUCAUGACCACCAAGUAUGAGAUGUCUAAAAUGGAGUGAGGUUGAGAAAGCUCUGCAGCUGAAGCAAACCUCCAGAGAUCAACCAAACCGCUGCUCGUGUAACUGACAUCUGACUCACCGGAGAGAGUCACGGACUCCAUCUGUUUCCUUGCUUUGGUCCGGAUGGGUGCCGGCUUUUGGGUAAAUUGAAGGAAUCGUGCUGAAGAGGAGGACGCAUCCUAGCUGAUCUAGACGCAGUACUAAAUGAAGUUAGUUGAGGUGUUACCUCUCUUUUUUUUUUUUUUUCCUGAACUGUUUAAACGUCCAGAAGACUUUAACGUCCUCAUCAAUCUGUAUUAAGAGACGACGGUCUUAUGUUUAUAAACUUUUGUGACGACAUACCUGACAAAAUUGUGAGCAAGUAUUUAAAUGGGUUAAACCAUUCUUAGCGCUGGUUUUUGCUUUGUGCGUGUGUGUUGACCAAAGUGUCUUCUCCGUUUCCUUUGGCUGUAUAUAAAGUGUUAUUUCAAACAUUUUGUCUCUGAUUUCAGCACAUGAUGUGAAUAGUAGAAUGCCUGCUGGUGUGUCGGAUUUGUAUUUGUUUGUGAGUUUGUGCAGGGAGUAAUUUAAAUGGGCAGAUUGAUUAAUUAUAUAUUCUGAAUAAUUUGAUGAAGUUGUUUUGUUUUGUAGAGAGCCCAACUCAACUUUUCUCACUUAAAAGGAAAGUUCACCCUAAAAUCAAGAUUGUUGUUAUUUAAUCACCCUCAUGUCGUCUCAAACCCACAU